Messenger RNA from Exophiala aquamarina CBS 119918, 1560 nucleotides. RefSeq lists its product as uncharacterized. Lineage: Eukaryota; Fungi; Ascomycota; Eurotiomycetes; Chaetothyriales; Herpotrichiellaceae. Gene Ontology annotation, cellular component: membrane. Gene Ontology annotation, molecular function: carbohydrate:proton symporter activity. The transcript is spliced from 7 exons. Gene Ontology annotation, biological process: carbohydrate transport; transmembrane transport. Bases 1 to 1560 code for a protein of 519 amino acids. The record is from RefSeq and is a predicted model, not a curated record.
AUGGCAAGGACCUACACCUUAUAUAACCUACGGAUUAUCCUGGUUUUGACACUGGGCAGUUUCACCUUUGGCUACGGCUUUUCGGUGAUUAGCAACACCAUCGGGCAACCCGGGUUCAUUGCUUACUUCAAUCUGGCAAAUCGUUCCGACUAUACCAAUGCCAUUAUAGGUACCAUCAAUGGACUAUUCUGUGCCGGGGCGCUUUUCGGUGCCCUACAUGUUGGCUGGAUGUGUGAGGCUCGUGGAAGGAAAGAGACCAUGUAUCUGGCCUCGGCUGUCAACAUUCUAGGAGGUGCUCUUGAAACAGGUUCGGUCAAUAUGGCCAUGUUUCUCGUAUCCCGAUUCAUUGCAGGCUGGGGCAUAGGAAUGAUGGUUGUUUUGAUUCCAAUCUACCAGGCCGAGAUCUCACCUCCAAAUGCUCGCGGCUUCUUAGUCGGCCAACAUGGUACAUGGAUUGUUCUAGGAUAUGCCGUUGCUGGUUGGGUCGGCGCUGGUACAUAUUAUUCAUCCAAUCUCUCCUUCCAAUGGCGGUUCCCAAUUGCUUUGGCCAUCCUCCCGCCGCUUGCCCUAGCCUUGUGUUCCCCUUGGAUCCCAGAGUCCCCCCGAUGGCUACUUACCAAAGAUCGACGAGAGGAAGCCUGGAACAUUGUCAGACGGCUGCACGGAGGUGAUGGCGAUGAUCCUAAGCUCCUUCAAUUUGCUCGGGAAGAGUUCUAUCAAAUGACCGAACAGGUCCGUGUAGAUGCGGCUGCCUGGAAUGAAGGUGGUUGGAAGGGCAUGCUCACCAAGAAAUCCUAUCAAAAGCGAUUCUGGAUGGGUUUCUUCAUUCAGUAUGCUGCCCAAAGCACCGGCGCUCAGGUGAUCUAUGUGUAUAUAAUCACGCUGUACCAGAACCUAGGCCUCACCGGCGGCGUCCCGUUGAUACUCGGAGCUGCAUAUGUCACGGUAGCAUGGCUCUCGAAUUUUGCAGGCGCUCUGGUCCUCGAUAGAGUGGGACGAAAGCCACUUUUGAUUACUGGAUUGACCGGUUGUAUGAUCUCUCUAUCCUUGGAGACGGCGAUGAUUGCUCAAUUUGCUGGAACAACCAACAAAGCCGGACUUUCAAUGGGCGUCUUCUUCUCGUUCUGCUUCAUAUCAUUCUAUGGAGGUGGUAUCGAUGUGGUCGGCUAUGUUUACUGCUCGGAAAUAUUCCCAACUCAUAUCCGAUCCCAAGGCGUUGCCUGGUCAUUAGCAGGGACGUUCUUAUCGACUUUGGUGUACGUCGAGUGCACGCCGACAGCAUUGGCGAACAUUCAGUGGAGAUAUUACAUCAUCUUUGUCUGUCUCACCGCCGUCAAUGUGGUGAUUUUCUAUUUUUGGUGUCCCGAGACUAAAGGACUCUCGUUGGAGGAGAUCAAUGCGCUCUUCGGUGACGAGGUUGUGGUACAUUUUUCAGAUGCAACUGAGAAGCAACGAAGUGAUAAUGCGGCUAAAAUAUUAGCUGAGGACGAAGGAAGAGACUUUCCGAUGCAGCAGACCAGUGGCGAGAGUGUGAGUACGACAGCAGAAUUAAAAGUAUAA